UUCUUUUUUUAAUUCAGAUCUCAAAUCCUCCAUGCCAGCAUGGUAUCAUCAAUUAUCUAUGAAAUAUCAAAAGUGUUGAGGAGGAGGGAAAGGAGCUUGAAUUCCACCUAAAACACAAACAAUCUUUAAUCUAAACUUACUUAGCUCUAAGAAUUGAAGAGAGAAAAUAAUGGGUACUCUCAGAGUUCCAGAAGUUGUUCCUUCCCCAGUUGAAGACUCUGAAACACUCAUGAAAGCCUUCAAAGUUUGUCCUUCUUGUUUAGGAUGGGGAACUGACGAGAAGGCAAUCAUAAGGUUGUUGGGGCAAAGAAAUGCAAGCCAGAGGAAGAAGAUCAGAGAAGCAUAUCAGCAGCUUUACAACAAAUCCCUUAUUGAUGACCUCAAUUCUGAACUCUCCGGUGAUUUCAGGAAAGCUGUGAUACUAUGGACAUAUGAUCCUCCUGAAAGAGAUGCAAGGCUGGCAAACGAGGCUUUGAAGUCGAGAAGGAAAAAUCUAAAGGAAUUACAAGUGAUUGUCGAGAUAGCCUGUGCAUCAUCUCCCGACCAUCUGAUUGCUGUGAGGCAAGAAUACUGCUCGCUCUUCAACUGCUCACUCGAAGAAGACAUCACGAAGAAUGUCUCUUUGCCUGUGCAGAAGAUUCUGGUUAGUAUGGUGAGCUCCUACAGAUAUGACAAAGAAGUGGUCGAUAAUAGUAUUGCAAACCUAGAAGCAGCUAAGCUUCGUGAAUCCAUCCGAACGAAAAAACUAGACCGUGAUGAUCUUGUAUUUAUACUCAGCACCCGGAACAUUUAUCAGCUCGGGGCUUGUUUCGAGUGUUAUAAACAAAACUAUGGAUACUCCAUUGAUCAGGACAUAGCCAAGACUUGUGGCAGGGGCCUAUUGGAAUCCAUCUUGAAGGUGAUCGUUUGUUGCAUACACUCUCCAGAGAAACAUUUUGCCGAGGUUGUUAAAGACUCGGUGGUUGGGUUUGGAACCGAUGAGAAUUCUCUCACACGGGCUAUUGUAAUGCGAGCUGAAAUUGAUAUGAUGAAAGUGAGAGGAGAAUACAACAUUAUGUACAAAACCAGUCUUGACUAUGCAGUUGAAGAUGACACUUCUGGGGACUACAGAGAUUUCUUAAUGACCCUCCUUGGGGCCAAAAUCUAGUUGUCUUGCAAUCCAUAUAUUUAUUUGUUUUGUAUGGUUUGAAGAUUUUAGCUUGUUGACUAUGAUCAACAAUUUGUUUAUAACUUGUCAUUUAUCUACUAAUAAGUUGAAGAUUGGAGCCAUGGGGUUGUGUGAAUUAAGGUCAAGCAGUUUUUAUGUGGGAAAAUGAUUGUUGCACUCGGGCUGAACAAUAUGCAGUCACCAAAUGUAUAAAUAAACAUAUUUUCUUCUUUGUUU
Molecule: messenger RNA, 1384 nt
Organism: Ipomoea triloba (trilobed morning glory)
Lineage: Eukaryota; Viridiplantae; Streptophyta; Magnoliopsida; Solanales; Convolvulaceae
Product: annexin D3
Exons: 6
Coding region: 170-1147 (325 amino acids)
Cellular component (GO): cytoplasm
Molecular function (GO): calcium ion binding; calcium-dependent phospholipid binding
Source: RefSeq, a predicted model, not a curated record